AUGCUUGAGGCUUGCUCUUAUGAUAUUACCGGUGAGAUAUCACAACUGGAAAUUCCUACGGAGGAAGGGGUUAACUAUAUAAAGGAUGGACCCCCAAUACCUAAGAAGGUGAUGUUCGAGAAGUUCGUUGACGACUUGUUCUUUGGUGGAGAUACAGCAGAAGAAGCACGGUCGAGUAAGGAGUUCGUAACUCACUUCUUUAAGGGACAUGGGUUGAUCACUGAUCCACUUAAGGAUCUUACAACCUGUCAUGGAGGUCGAGAGGAACUGCAUGAUGACGGCCAUCUACUCGGCUAUACUUUAGCCCUUGAUAAGGAUCAACUUGUGUGUAUGUUCUCUGGUUACAUGCCCGCUGAGCAGUGUGACAAAAGAAGGGCUUGUGCUAUACUUUCUUCGCUGUAUGACCCUAUGGGAUUGUUAUUGGAAGUGGACAUGGCUGGAAGGUUAAUAUGGCGAGAUAUCUGUGCUACGUGUAAGGAAUGGUCAAGUAUCCUAACGGUGGAAUUGAUUGAUCGGUUGAAGCUUUGGGUACGACAAGUUGAAGAAGUGGUCGCUAAUACACGCACGCAACGGUUUGUUGAGCUCGCUGAGAAGGGUAUUAUUGUGUCCACGGAUGCUUCCAAUGAUGCAUGGGGUGUUGAUAUAAGUGCACAGGUGACUACCUUCCGGUAG
Molecule: messenger RNA, 672 nt
Organism: Perkinsus marinus ATCC 50983
Lineage: Eukaryota; Perkinsozoa; Perkinsida; Perkinsidae
Exons: 2
Coding region: 1-672 (223 amino acids)
Source: RefSeq, a predicted model, not a curated record